Messenger RNA from Punica granatum (pomegranate), 3565 nucleotides. Lineage: Eukaryota; Viridiplantae; Streptophyta; Magnoliopsida; Myrtales; Lythraceae. The record is from RefSeq and is a predicted model, not a curated record.
CUCAGAUACUGGAGCAACAUUGCUCUUUCUAGCUCUCCCAGUUUCAUUAGAUUCAAUGGCGUCGACUUCGAGCUCAGACGACGGCCACUUCGUCAUCCUCGUCUGCAGCAAUCCUGGGGAAGAUCAGCUUGAAACCGAGUCUUCACACGGAGAACUUCUGCUCUCGACCGACGACCUCCGCAGCUGGGAACCGUCCGCCCUGCUCCAUCACCGUACCGUCAGGAUCAAAGCGGACCGCAGGAGGUUGAUUGAAGAGUCUUCUUACUUCGAUGGUUUGCUCGGUGGGAGCUUCAGCGAGUCACGUCAGGGGCACAUCUCGAUCGAGUGGAGCCUGGAGAGCUUCAUUGGUGCUCUUAAAUAUGUUUUCGGUUGUCCUUUGGACAUUUCAGCAAAGACUUUGCUUCCUCUUCUCGAGGGUUCCCUUUAUUUUGGCAUUUGGGCGCUACUGGCAAAGUGUGAAAACUGGUGUUCUGAGGUAGCUUCAUCCAAGGAGACUGGACUACAUCAGAUGCAGUUAGAUGAUCUGAUUCGUAUAUGGAAGUUCUGUUCACAGCAUGCACUUCAUUUUCUUGGGGAGAUAUUUUCAAGUUGUCUUGCCAGAAAUUUUAUGUAUGCAGCAUCUAGCCAAUACUUUGUUGAUAUACCAUACACAAUGUUAGUUUCCUGUUUAGAGCACCCUCAGCUGACAUUGGACAGUGAGAUGCAUCUUGCUGAAGCACUCUUGGUUUGGAUCGAUUAUAAUCUGAGACAAGUGGAGCAUGCAGGAGGGUAUGAAUAUGAAGUCACUGAUGUUUUGAAGCAUAUCCGUGUUAGUUUAUUGCCAUUGUCAUUUGCUGCAGGGAAAAGAAGAUCCGGCUAUUUCUCUGAUCUUGCAGAUAAAUGCAUUCAAUCAAUACGCAGUUUGAAGAAUCCUUCUGUUGUCUUGAAAGAUUUACUUAGAAAUGGUGACUCCAGCCAUCUUAGGCUUCGUUUGACAGAAUAUACCGAGAUGGUGGACCUUUCUGGUUGUCCUCAGAUGACGUCUACGAUUUUGCUUUUGUCCAUGCUUCCUUAUUCAUAUAGUAUGGACCCUUUGUUGAGGAACAGCCUUAGAGAGUCUCUGCUCAAACUUGAAGGAGUUGAUAAAGAUCGUUCGUUAGUUUCCCAGCAAGUCCUGCCAGUUCUGUGUUUUGAAGCAGUUCAGAAGGUGGAUAUAUCCAAAUGUCUGGGCCUAAAUAUCAUAGCUGCCAUGGAGUGCUUCAGCAAGUCGUUUCCAUCUUUGAGAGUACUAAAGGCAGCUUAUCUAUCAAACUUGAAGGCGUCUGAUUUACUUCAAUUACUGAAAAAGUGCCCUUUGCUAAGUGAAGUCGACUUAACUCAUGAUAUUAAUCCUAUUCCACUGGCCCAAGUUUCAGAUACAUGUCCAAGUUCAGCCAUAAAUCCAACUCCCUUAAACAAUAUCAGCAAUUUUAGAUAUGGAUACUUGGACAUGACAUCUCUAAAUCAUUCAAGAUUCUUGGCAUCAACUAUUGCAAGACUCACAUUAGAAGGCAGAAGUGAUGUCUGUGAUUCUGAUCUCCUCUACAUUGCAACAAAUUGCGUUUCCUUGUGCUACCUAAACCUUAAAGGAUGCACCUCUGUGACAGAUACUGCCAUAUCCGAUCUCUUGCUUAGAUCUCUGAACCUUCAUUCGCUCAUAGUAUCUGAUACUAGUUUUGGAAAUAAAUCCGUUGUAACCCUAUGCUCUGGUGGUCGUGAGAUGGCUGGAACAUUACCUUAUCCACCUUCUGGAAAGGAGAAUUCUGAUUUGUUGGCUCAUCAACUUCAAAUAUUUCAUAUGGGUGGCUGCAAGGGUGUUGACCCAACAUUUCUGUUGCAACUUGUGUCUUGUAUAAAGUCUGUGAAGAGUCUUUGCUUGAGGGACACUCAGCUUGAUGACCACGCGCUUUCUGGUUUCCCAGGUUCUUCCUUGGAUUUGCUUGACGUAUCGAAUACUAUGAUUUCUCAGUCCCAUUUGGUUUGCGUAAUUCGUAAAAAUCCUGGUUUGAAGAUUUUGAAGGCAAGGGGCUGUAAAAAUAUUGUGCAAGCAGAUGGUAACUGUGAGAGGAAAUUAGUUCCUCCAUCAUUACAUUGUGGGGAAAUGUAUUUUGGUUUGGGUAAUUCAUGCAAAUUGAAAGAACUCUCCCUUGGCUGGGGCUUUUCUAGCUCAGCACUAGUAGCUCUGAAACCUGCAAUAACUGCACUAAGUUCAUUAACUGUGGGCUUGGGAGGAUCUCUCGGAGAAGAUGCACUUAGACUUCUGCCAACUAUUUGUCCAAUGCUCGAGUCUCUGACUCUUUACUUUCAGGUUCUGUCAGAUGGGAUUAUGUCAGAUAUCAGAACAUCUUUGAGGCAUUUGAAAGUUUUGGAACUGUGCUAUUGUUUGGGGGACAUAUCAAUAUUGAGUUUCAAGUUUUUGAUGCCACAAUUGAGGAAGUUGAGGCUUCAAAGAGUAGCAGCUUGGAUGACCCAUGAUGAUUUGCUUGUUCUGGCUCAGAACUGUCCAAAUUUGACAGAGCUCUGCUUGGUUGGCUGUAAACGUCUCAGUUCAGAAAGAAUGUCAUAUAUUGUAGAUUUUUUUCUCUUUCUUCUAUAUGAAGAAAAUCACUCAGAAGGCCACCAAGGAGUUGCAGACCGCUUCAUACAAUCAUGUAUAAGUACAGUGGAUAUGCUGUACGCCCUGCAAGCUAUUGCUCUGUGCUUUCACUCCUGCAUCUGUUAUUACAAGAGCUUGAUAUAUCUGCAUCUGGAGGAUUGUGGCGAAGUAACAGGGCAUGGAGUUUCUUCUCUCUUUGAUUGUGUAGCUCUUGAAGUCUUCUUCCUGCGUCAUAAUGGCCCAGGUAUACAGAAAAGCUUCAUUCUGGAUGCGGUUUCUGAGCUACCUAUGCUUAGGCAGCUAUCGCUGGAUACAUGCGAUGCAAGGGAAGGUUCCUUCGACAUUCCAAAAUGUGAAGAGAGGCACUCAAUUAGUGCUAUCAAGAUAUCGAGAUGCAAACUUCAGAUAAGAUCCCUGGACAUCCAGUUCGUGAAACCCCGUAGAAGGCCAGUGCACUGGGAUACUUUACUGCUUCUGCGGAAUUGCAGAGAUCUAACGAGAACAGUCGUGAAAGAGAGGCUGUAGCUUUUGAGCCAACUCGGUAUAAGCUGCACGAUGUCUUCUAUUAUCGCUUUCCAUCUGGUGAAUCACAUUGAACUUUGUAAUACGUAUUUCUGAAUUGUCAUGUGGUCCUGUGCUGAGAUUAGCCAAAUUUUGUGGCUCAGCUUGAUCAUAGAGAUCAAUACGACUAAUGAUAAACGAGCAUGCACUUGUUUAUGAUACAAUUUUUCUUUUGUCGAGAGUCGAGAUUCGGGCUGAUCUCCAUUGCUUAUUUGCAAAUCGAAAUGCCGCGAAGUACAUUAUGAAGGUCUGAUCCUAAAGCCCGAGCUUGAAUUGGAUCUCGCCGUGCUGGGCCUGAUGAUGUUGGCAUUAAUUCAAUCAAGUAGACGAAGUUUGUACAGCACUCAUCCACGACCAGGCAGUUAUAUGAUUAGUAACUCAUUUUAUUUA